Messenger RNA from Cercospora beticola, 1708 nucleotides. RefSeq lists its product as uncharacterized. Lineage: Eukaryota; Fungi; Ascomycota; Dothideomycetes; Mycosphaerellales; Mycosphaerellaceae. Gene Ontology annotation, biological process: transmembrane transport; carbohydrate transport. The record is from RefSeq and is a predicted model, not a curated record. Gene Ontology annotation, molecular function: carbohydrate:proton symporter activity. Gene Ontology annotation, cellular component: membrane.
AUGAAGAUCCCAAAGACGUAUAACACUUACUUCGUGGCCUUCGUGGCCACGGUGGGUGGCAUGUUGUUUGGCUUCGACAUCUCAUCUAUGAGUGCCAUCAUCGGAACGAAUCAGUACAAAGACUACUUCAACAACCCAGCGGGAAUUAUACAAGGAGCGAUCGGAUCUGCACUUGCUGCCGGAUCCGUUGUCGGCUCGAUCAUUGCUGGUCCAAUAUCUGACUGGCUUGGGAGGAAGAAUGCGAUUUUCAUUGCUGCCUUGUUCUGGUUGGCCGGAACAGCUGUGCAAACUGCCACUAAUGGCUUCGGUUCCCUCGUCGCUGGCCGUGUCAUCAACGGUAUCACUGUUGGUAUCACCUCUUCGCAGGUUCCGGUGUACUUGGCCGAGAUUGCAAGGAAAGAGAAGCGUGGAUCCUUGAUUAUUAUUCAGCAACUGGCAAUUGAAUGGGGUAUCCUCAUCAUGUACUUCAUCGGCUAUGGCUGCAGCUUCAUUCCUGGCGACGCCUCUUUCCGCAUUGCCUGGAGCAUGCAAUUCGUCCCAUGCGUGUUCCUCCUAGCUGGUCUGCCCUUCCUGCCGGAGAGUCCCCGUUGGUUGGCCAAGAAAGAUCGAGGCGCAGAAGCCAUCCAUGUCUUGUCGAAGAUUCAAGCAGGAGGCAACAAGGAUGAUCCGCUCGUGGUGGCUGAAUGGGAAGAAAUCACUGCGACUCUCGCUGCUGAACGUGCCGCUGCGAAGGGCUGGAGGAAAUUCGUCUACAAUGGCAUGUGGAAGAGAACGUUGGCAGGAUUCACUGUUCAGAUGUGGCAGCAGAACAGCGGUGCCAACGUCAUGACUUACUAUGUCGUGUACAUCUUCCAGAUGGCCGGCUUGACUGGAAACAUCAACCUCAUCGCCUCCGGAGUCCAAUAUGCACUCUUCAUCGUCUUCACCACAGUUAUGUUCUUCUACAUCGACAAGACUGGCCGUCGACCACUUCUCAUCUACGGUGCUCUGGCCAUGGGAUUCUGCCAUUUCGUCGUUGGUGGGAUCUUGUCUUCUGCAGAAUAUGUCCCUGGAGGUGUCGACAACAACCCCAAUGUAUUGAUUCGUGUCACUGGUCCAAAGGCAAACACGGUCAUCGCAUUCUGCUACCUCCUCAUCAUCAUCUAUGCUCUUACGCUGGCACCAGUCUGCUGGAUUUAUGCCGCUGAGGUCUGGUCGCUGGAAACCCGCGCCACAGGUAUGGGUAUCGCAUCGCUCGGAAACUGGCUCUUCAACUUUGCGCUUGGCCUCUACAUCCCACCUGGGUUCAUCAACAUUCGGUGGGGCAUGUUCAUCGUGUUUGGUGCUAUGUGUGUUUUGGCUGCAAUACAGUUCUUCUUCACAUACCCAGAGACGGCAAACAAGUCGCUGGAGGAGAUCGAGGAAAUGUUUGCGCCUGGAGGACCGAAGCCAUGGCAUACCAAGCCUGGAGAGUCGAAGCUUGAUAUGUUGAUCAAUGAGGCUGCUGAGAAGCGUUUGACGAUGGCGGAUGCGCAGGACACUGACAUGAACGCGAAGAGGUUGGGCAGUGUUCAUUCCGAGAGUGUGCGGGCUGAGAAGGUCUAGAAUGUGUUUUCAACCGGUAUUCGAGCUGCACACUGAAAGAUGUCCCAGACUUCGAGCUAGAAGAGCAUUGGCAUAUGUCUACAGCCCAAACGUCUUCUGCGAUUGCCUUCCGACAAUUAUAUCA